Labeo rohita (rohu) is the source of this 1064-nucleotide messenger RNA. RefSeq names its product spexin prohormone 2-like. Bases 611 to 898 code for a protein of 95 amino acids. Gene Ontology annotation, molecular function: neuropeptide hormone activity. NCBI's taxonomy places the organism in Eukaryota, Metazoa, Chordata, Actinopteri, Cypriniformes, Cyprinidae. The record is from RefSeq and is a predicted model, not a curated record. The transcript has 5 exons.
AAACUUGAUCUUUUUUCUUGCGUCCGGAUGUUUCUGUCAGGUUCUCAGUGUAGUCAUUUCCGCAGAUUAUUUCAUGUUUUUCUGUAAUGGAGCUGUCAUUGUGUUUAUACAUCAGUUACUUUUUUUUCUGUGCUAGUGUUAUAUGAAUUGACUGACAUCCUGCUUUUUUUUAAUUUUUAAAUUUCUUUAAUUUUUUAACACCUACCACCUAAUCGACGAAAUCUGCCAGUCUUAUACCCACUUUAAUUAACAAAAAGGACAAUAUGACCACCUUUAUGCAAGCAACUCAUUCAAGCCGUUUCGGAUUCACGGUUGAGACACGUUAAGAAAAACGCAAGUGUUUUUCCUGAUGUGUAGAAUUUGAGACACAGCUGUAGGGAAAACCUCAGUGUAUUGAUUUUACAUUAUGGCAGAUGCUCUUGACGUCAGGCUUUUGUGCAGGUUAAUAUAGAGAGCGUUCCCAUGAUAGGACAAGUGAUGUCUCACGCAGGGGGUUGUAUCGAACCUCAGGUCCUGUUGUUAAAGAAGGACAUAAAUAGAGGAGUAGAGAACUGGACCGUUCAGAUUUGUUUAGAUCUUCCGAUCAAAACCGAUUCUUGAUCCAACAAAAAUGAUAACAAGAAUGUGGAUUUUAUGGACCUGCACAGUGAUAUUUUUACUGGUGAGAGAGUGUCAUUGCAUUCAAAAGACUACGUUAUCUAAGAACUGGGGACCACAGUCAAUGCUUUACCUGAAGGGAAAACAUGGAAGACGGUUUGUUCCGGACAUUGAUGACAUUAUUUCAAGUUCAGGGUUGAAAAGCUGGUACGCAGUUCUCAAAGGGUUUCAGAAACUGAAGUCGCUGAAUGCAAGAAAACAAUCAGGGUGGUUCACAACGCAGAACUUUGUUAUCCGUUAAUGGAAGUGAAAGGUUAACCUGGCUAACAGGGUACGUUCUCAGAACUUGGCUAACGUUCUUGCAAGGUUCUCUCAAAGUUUUAACAAACACUCUUCCAGUAACAUUUACAUGUUCAUAGCAAAAUUGUUAUUUGUACAUUGUUAAUGCGCAGUUUUCCUGAAACAUU